ACGUUGUGCUCAUAAAAAGCAGCAAAUGUUUCACUAAUUGUUUGCUAAUUAUUAUGAUUUAGUGCUUCAAUCGACUCAUUAUUUAUUUAUUAGUCAUUGAUUUGAAUAUUGCUUUUGGUUUACACGUUGUGUUGAGACAGUCAUCGCGAACCACAAUCUAAUUGAUCCCAUCAUCGCGUGAAUGUCUUGACGGCUGUCAAUGUAAACCACGUUAUAAUCGCCGCAUAAAUCCAUAUAUUAAUAAUAAUUUAAUACAAAACUGAUUCACAUUUUAUUUAUUAAUAAUAUAUUUGUAAUAAAUUUUGUGUUUAAAUAACCGGUGAUUAUGUCGUCGUCGCCGUCGAGUCGUCGCAACAGAUCCAGCGAUGUCUCCAAUCGGAGGCAUAGGACCGAUGAUAGCGACCACCACUACGAGGAGAAGGAUGACGGCUCGGAGUUCAACACUCGAGGUCACGGGCCGCCGAAGAUCGAGGGGAUGGUGUCUCUGAAGGUCGAUAACAUCACUCAGAGGACGGGAGUGAAUCUCCUGAAGAAAGUGUUUUCCAAGUUUGGAGAUUUGGGUGAUAUUUAUGUCCCGCGAUAUCCGGAUACGUUCGCCAGCCGUGGCUUCGCUUUCGUCCGCUAUUACCGCAAACGAGACGCCGAGGAAGCGAUGCGCGCCAUGAAUGGCGAGCGUCUGGACGGACGGAUACUGUCGAUACAAAUGGCGCGAUACGCCCGACCCAACUCCAAACCGGACAAACACGUGUCCUCUAAACGCACUCAUCAUUACAGCUCAGACCUGAGGAGGAAUGGUGACAGCGGUAGCCGUUCCUCAUACCGGCGCUCCGGAUAUAGCGAUCGCUUCUCGAGGCGCCGGCGUUCGCGCUCCCGAUCCCCGUCCAGAUCCAGAGACAAACGGAAGUCCGAACGGCACGGACGGAGUCGCAGCGGAAGCAAAGAGCGCUCGAAGAAGAGGAGCUCCCGAUCGCGGUAUCGAUCAAAAAGUAAGAGUCGAUCGCGAAGUCGGUCGCGGAGUAAGAGUAGGAGUCGGUCGCGAAGUCAUAGUACAAGUAGUUCUAAAAGUAACGAAGACGUGAAGACU
Messenger RNA from Oppiella nova, 1084 nucleotides. The record is from the annotation of a GenBank genome assembly. Lineage: Eukaryota; Metazoa; Arthropoda; Arachnida; Sarcoptiformes; Oppiidae.